Molecule: messenger RNA, 4470 nt
Organism: Rhinocladiella mackenziei CBS 650.93
Lineage: Eukaryota; Fungi; Ascomycota; Eurotiomycetes; Chaetothyriales; Herpotrichiellaceae
Exons: 5
Coding region: 1-4470 (1489 amino acids)
Molecular function (GO): lipid binding
Source: RefSeq, a predicted model, not a curated record
AUGAGCUCGAAAUUGAAGAACGAACUCAAGUCAGAGGGCGCCAUCGAAGCGGCUCAGGAUCCCGACAACUCUGCCACGGGCGAAGAUGCAAACCGAGUCAUAUUAGACGAGAGCAAGAAAGCCGGUUCGGCGGCGCUGCAUUUCGAUCCAAAUGCCUCACCUGAUGAGAAGGCCGCGCAAGCCAGGACGCGGAUGAACGAUACCAAACGUCCACCCAAGGGCAUUGGCGUUGUUACCGACCUUGACGACGAAAAACCCGACCAGUACGAUCUUCCUCCGCCUCAAUCCAUUGCCGCAGCCGAGGCCGCCAACGUGCCCACCGCUCAGAUUGGAGCAGCAAAUGGGAAACCUCCUGAAGAAGAAGAUGAAGAAGAUGCAGAACAAUGGUCCAAAGUCGGAUGGGCCCCUCGGUUCGGCAGUGGUGAGACGGAAGAGGAUAAAGAGGCUGGAGACCUCCUCGACCAUCAAACACUUUUGGAGGGAAGGUUGGAUGAGAAGUUUUUCGGGGAUUGGUAUCACAAUACUGCGGUCAUCAUAUUUGCGUGUCUAUCAUCAUGGCUGGUUGCUUUGUUCGGCGGCGGCCUAGGCUGGGUUCUCAUCAUCAUGGCUACCUGUGGGACCUACUACAGAACCUCCAUCCGACGAGUGAGGCGGAAUUUUCGAGACGACAUCACUCGUGAACUGGCGAAAGCCCGCUUGGAAACCGACACCGAAAGUCUUGAAUGGAUGAACAGUUUUUUGGUCAAAUUCUGGCCCAUCUAUGCCCCACAGCUUGCCAAAGCAAUCGUUCAAUCGGUCGACCAAGUUCUGAGUACCUCGACUCCGGCGUUCCUCGAUAGCAUGAGAUUGGAGACUUUUAUUUUGGGCACCAAACCUCCCCGCGUCGACCAUGUCAAGACUUACCCAAAGUCGGAAGACGACAUUGUGAUGAUGGACUGGAAAUUCAGUUUUACGCCCACCGACACAAUGGAUAUGACGGCGCGCCAGCUCAAGACCAAGAUCAACCCCAAGGUUGUGCUUGAAAUCCGAGUCGGUAAAGGUGUGGUCAGCAAGGCAAUGAAGGUCAUCGUGGAAGAUUUCGAAUUCUCCGGCUUGAUGCGUGUCAAGAUGAAAUUGCAGAUUCCGUAUCCGCACAUCGACAGAGUCGACAUAUCGUUCCUCGGCCGGCCCACAAUUGACUAUGUCUGCAAACCUCUUGGUGGAGAGACCUUUGGCUUCGACAUCAAUUUCAUUCCGGGACUGGAAUCCUUUAUUAAAGAACAGAUCCACGGAAAUCUUGCCCCCAUCAUGUACGAUCCAAAUGUUUUCCCCAUCGAAGUGGCCAAGAUGUUGUCGGGCAAUCCGAUCGAUUUGGCGAUUGGCGUUGUUGCCGUCACGAUCCACAACGCUCACGGCUUGAAGAAUCCUGACAAAUUCUCUGGCACCCCAGAUCCUUAUGUGGUCGUCUCAUUGAACAGCGCCAAAGAGCUUGCACGGACCAAGACCAUUCAUGAAGACCACAACCCACGUUGGAACGAGACUUUGUAUAUCAUCAUCACGAAUUACACGGAUGCUCUAACUCUGCAAGUCUACGACUACAAUGAUGUUCGCAAGGAUAAGCAUCUAGGCACGGCCACAUUCGCCCUGGAUCAGCUCGAAGGGUCUGCCGAGCAUGAGAACUUAUCCCUGGAUGUCCUUGCCAGUGGGAAACCACGUGGAGUUAUCUCGACCGAUAUUCGCUUCUUUCCUGUCCUGGAGUCUGAAAAGCUGGAAAGCGGAGAGAUUCUUCCACCACCGGAAUCUAACACGGGUAUAGCCAGGAUCACGAUCGAACAAGCCAAAGAUCUGGACGGUAGUAAGAGCAUGGUUGGGGCUUUGGAUCCUUAUGCCGUUCUACUUCUCAAUGGCAAAGAGAUUCAUGUCACCAAUAAACUCAAACGCACCAACAACCCGGUCUUUUCUGACAAUACCAAGUCCGUCCUCAUUACCGACCGUAAGAAGGCUAGAAUUGGUCUGGUUAUCAAGGAUAAUCGUGAUCUUUCCACCGACCCGGUCUUGGGCAGUUACCAGAUCAAAUUGGAUGAUAUGAUGAAAUUGGUGGACAAAGGCCAGGAGUGGUACAGCUUGCAUGGAACCAAGACCGGGAAGGCCAAGUUGAUGUUGGACUGGAAACCAGUUGAACUGAAAGGUGUUACCGGAUCUGGCGGCUAUGUUACCCCCAUUGGUGUCAUGCGGAUACAUGUCAAAAGUGCCAAGGAUCUACGAAACUUCGAAACCGUGGGCAAAUCUGAUCCGUACGCCAGGGUAUUGCUCUCAGGCAUACCCAAAGGCCGCACAGUCACCUUCCAGAACCAACUCAAUCCUGAGUGGGACGAGGUUAUCUAUGUCCCCAUGCACACGCCCACCGAGCGCCUGAUUCUAGAGGUCAUGGAUGAAGAGAAGCUCGGGAAAGAUCGCUCUUUGGGAUUGGUCCAAAUCGCUGCCUCAGAUUUCAUCAAAGAAAGCGAUGAAGGCGGAUAUGAAGUCCAUGAUACGAAAAAGGAGUUCUCGGAGGGCCUCCGGAUAGGCGGCGUCGGUGGGACGAAGGGCACGGUCAGCUAUACGGUGUCAUUCUAUCCGACUUUGAAUGUCAUUGAUCCCGAAGAGGAAGAAGAAGAACGCAAGGCCCAGGCCGACGUUGAUGCCGCCGGAUCUGCGCCGGCCACACCUGCACACAGCAAGAAAUCUUCCGUUGAUGUCAAAUCCUCAGUCGAACAGACGAGACCAAGCGUCGAAGACCGAAAGAGCUUGGAAGCAGCUGGCCGGCUUGGGUCUUUGCCAAAUGGUACUCCGUCCAUCAACGGUUCUGUGACCUCUGUGAAGAAACAGGCACCUAAGGUCAGGAUUAAUGCGGAAGAUCUUAGCAAAUAUGAAUCUGGUCUCCUCGUGUUUAAUAUCGUCGAGGGUCAUUUUGCUCAGACCGAUGUCCAGCUGGAAGUUCUGAUGGAUGACCACGCUUUCCCUGCAUACGUCUCAUCGAAAGUUCGACAACGCGAACAUCAUUUUGGUGAAACAGGUGACGCGAUGGUUCGGGAAAUCGAUAUGUCUCGAAUCACGUUGCGAUUGACGGAGAAAACCGACAAGGCCGGUAAAUCAGACGAAGAAGAUGUCAUUGCGAAGUUGACGGGUCCCACGCUUGUUACCCUGCAGCAAUGCCUAUAUAAGCCUACGGAACUGACUUUGAGGAGCAACAGCGGUGCUGUCAACAAGGUGGUGGUCAAUUUGAAAUACUUGCCGGUCCAGAUGCAGCUCGACCCCAGCGAGAGUAUUAACAACAUGGGGACUCUCCGAGUCGAUGUUUUGGACGCCGCAGAUCUUCCCUCUGCUGAUCGCAAUGGCUACAGUGAUCCGUACUGCAAAUUCCGACUCAAUGGAAAGGAGGUGUACAAGACCAAGACCCAGAAGAAGACACUCCAUCCGGCGUGGAACGAGUUUUUCGAAGUGCCAAUUUCUUCUCGAACGGGAGCCGAUUUCAAGGUGGAUGUAUAUGACUGGGAUUUUGGAGACAAAGCCGACAUGCUGGGCUCUGCAGAUCUGAAUCUGCAGGUGCUGGAACCUUUCCAACCCCAGGAAUUGACGUUCGCCUUGGACGGGAAAUCGGGCGUUCUUCGACUGAGAAUGUUGUUCAAGCCCGAUUAUAUCACCCGUGCGCGACAAGGAACUUCCACAUUCUCCGGCACAUUCGCCCCCGCUGGUAAGGUGAUCGGUGCACCUGUGAAAGGAGUUGGUAAGGUGGGGGGAGGCGUAGUGAAAGGAGCCUCGUUCAUCAAACGCGGCUUGAUGGGGCGAGGAAGCAAGGACGAAGCGCCAUCCAACAUCAACGGAAGCGUAUCGACCGAGGAUGCGGUUGUGACUCCCACGACCACUCCAUCAAAGGCCUCUCCUGUGGUGGACGGAUCGGCUCCUCCCGUCACACCGACAUUGCUCCAUACCCGCACCAAGAGCAACCAUUCCACCAUGACUACGACCAAGGGUGGAGAGACGGGAACAGCCUACUUCAUCAUUGUGUCGGCUAGAGGGUACCCGCCUGGGGCAGAUGUUCGAGUGCAUGUCAAGAUGAUGGGAUCCAAGCCAAAGGACUUAUUCAAGACCAAAGCAGUCAAGUCUUCGUCCGGUACGGUGGAAUUUGAUACCACUCACGAGAAUUUCAAGGUUCCAUGUUCGGCCGACACCCAGUUCGGGGUGUUGGUUGAAGAUAAAGGUACUUUCCGUUCGGAAGAUUUGGGAGAAGGAGUGUUCUUUGUGUCGGAUCAGGGCGGUGGUUCCGAGCAAGUCGUCAAGGCUGGACCGGGCACUGUGACAAUUCGAAGCAGCUUCACAGCCAAUGCUGGGCCUUUCUCAGACAGCCUCAAGCCUGGCAGCAGCGGGCGGGAUAGCCCGGACUCGAAGCGGGAUGGACGACGCAGCUUCUUUGGGCGGAGAGAUGUGAGCGGCAAAAACGAGGGACAGUGA